AUGAACGGCGGCCAGCCGUAUGCCCUGGGGAGACCAAUCUCAGGUAAAAGGAGAUUGAAAAAGCUUAUGGUUCAACUUGAUAAUCGUGUAUGUGCAGAUUGUGGUGCUCCAGAUCCGAAAUGGGCAUCAGCCAAUAUUGGAGUGUUUUUGUGCUUGAAGUGCUGUGGUGUCCACAGAAGCCUCGGCACACAUGUUUCUAAGGUCUUGUCUGUGACGUUAGACGAAUGGUCUGACGAUGAAAUUGAAGCCAUGUUUGAAGUCGGUGGAAAUGCAUCUGCAAAUUCUAUUUACGAGGCUUAUCUUCCUGAAGGAGUGUCCAAGCCAAAACCGGAUGCGUCCCAUGAAGAACGAUUAAAAUUUAUCAGGUCAAAGUAUGAACAUCAAGAGUUUCUAAAACCGAGCCUGCGAAUUUUGUCUUCUUCCGAAAAGGCUUCUUUACGAGCAAGUCUGUCUAGGAAGAAUGUGGACAGUAUUCGAAGUUCAAGCUCCAACUCAAAUGGAACGGCAAAAAUUGUUGGGACAUUAAAGGUUAAAGUGCUGAAGGGCACGAAUUUAGCUGUACGAGACAUGCUAUCGAGUGAUUCGUAUAUUAUCUUGACUCUUGGAGAACAGCAUGUGAAAACGAGCGUCGUAAAGAGCAACUUGAAUCCUGUCUGGAACGAGGAACUCAAGCUCGAUGUCCCGGAAAACUAUUGCUCAAUAAAACUGAAAGUAUAUGAUCACGACAUGUUUUCUGCUGACGACAUAAUGGGUGAGGCGGAGAUAGACAUACAGCCGAUGAUGACAUCAGCAAUGGCGUUUGGUGACCCGGGCAUGUUUGGGGACAUGCAAAUCGGUAAAUGGCUCAAAUCUUACGAUAACGCCCUUAUAGAGGAUGCCACGGUAAAUAUUGUCGAUGGGAAAGUGAAGCAAGAGCUUUGGCUGAGGCUACAGAAUGUGGAGUCGGGUGAGGUCGAGCUCGAGCUCGAGUGGGUCCCGCUUUCGCAAUAG
Striga hermonthica is the source of this 990-nucleotide messenger RNA. The record is from the annotation of a GenBank genome assembly. NCBI's taxonomy places the organism in Eukaryota, Viridiplantae, Streptophyta, Magnoliopsida, Lamiales, Orobanchaceae.